CAACGACAACCAGCAACACCCAGCAACGACAACCAGCAACACCCAGCAACAACUACUAUACACCACAACCAAAACCCUCUCCCGCAAUGGACGAACCCCCAGCCAAGCGUCACCACCAGCACCCUCCUUCCAAGGGCGGGCGAGCAUCGCAGCCAGUCGACACGACCGCCAAAGACGCCGAGCUCCUGGCGAGCAACAACCCAUUCAUGCCAAUGUUCCUGCACUUCCGCGAGGAGCUGGACACGCAUCACGACCGUCGCGAGCGCGUGAUCAAGGCCUCGCGCGACGUCACCGCGCUGAGCAAGAAGAUGAUUUUCACGCUGCAGCGCGCACGCAAGCUCGCCGCGCCACUCCCCGCGGCUCUCGAGGCAGAGUCCUCGCAGCGCCUAUCCGAGAUCCACUCCGCGCUUUCCAGCAUCGCGGCAGACCUGCAAGGCGUGAACGCGCAGCGGUACCAGCGCAACAUUUCGGGCGGGCUGCAGGAGCUGAUGGAGGCGCUGGCGUUCCGGCACUACCUCGUGACGGGGACGCUGCUAUCGUACACUGCUGCUGCUGCCGACCCCGUGCUCGCCGGGAUCGAGCUCACGGUUGCGGAUUAUAUACUUGGAAUCUUCGAUUUUGUAGGCGAGGUUAUGCGCUUCGCUAUUACUAUGGUUGCGCUUGCGGGCGGGGAGGGGGGCGAUGCGCACAGGAUUCUGCUGGAUUUGAGGAGGAUCCGUGAGGAGUUUGAGGGCGUGGAUACGAUGCAUCGUGAGGGCGGCAGCUACAUCGGGAAAGAUGUUGACAGGAAGAUGGUCGUCAUGAAGCAGUGCGUCGAGAAGGUUGAGAACGCCGUGUAUGGCGUGAUCGUGAGGGGGAGUGAGAGGCCGAAGGGUUGGGUGCCGGAGAUGGAAACGUUACCGAUGCAGGUCGGCGGGAGGGAUGAGUAGUGGUUAUUAUAAUUUGUGUAUGCUACACAUGACGGCGGGAAUGGCGUUUGGUCGGAAUCUUUAUGGGUUUUGUGGUUUUUCUCGCUCUCUUCUUUCUCUCUUUAUUCUCUCUUCCCUGCAAAACCGAAUGUACUACAUGGAGAGAAAAAACGCUUGCCUGCUACACAGCAGGUAUCGUACGUACUGGUUAGAGUAGCCACCAGCUCUCGGUCAAAUUCACAACGAGACACAAGAACAAGAAACAAAACGUAACGACGAAUGAGUGCGGGUACAGGUGCGGGUGCGGAAACAUCACACCGUGGCGUCGAGGCAAUCUCGCUACUAAUGAAAUGAAGUCAUGGGGGUUAGUUGCUCUACUCUAUGCUAGUUGUGCAGCACGGGCCGCUUGGAUGGAUGGGUG
Messenger RNA from Tricharina praecox, 1329 nucleotides. Its product is annotated as Translin. Gene Ontology annotation, molecular function: sequence-specific DNA binding; RNA binding; RNA endonuclease activity. The coding region runs from base 87 to 929 and encodes 280 amino acids. Gene Ontology annotation, cellular component: nucleus; cytoplasm. NCBI's taxonomy places the organism in Eukaryota, Fungi, Ascomycota, Pezizomycetes, Pezizales, Pyronemataceae. The record is from RefSeq and is a predicted model, not a curated record. The transcript is spliced from 3 exons.